This is a messenger RNA of Corythoichthys intestinalis (scribbled pipefish), 2267 nucleotides long. RefSeq names its product MINDY lysine 48 deubiquitinase 1 (gene mindy1). Gene Ontology annotation, molecular function: cysteine-type carboxypeptidase activity; cysteine-type deubiquitinase activity; K48-linked deubiquitinase activity. Gene Ontology annotation, biological process: protein K48-linked deubiquitination. The coding region runs from base 505 to 2073 and encodes 522 amino acids. Gene Ontology annotation, cellular component: cytosol; cell periphery. The transcript is spliced from 13 exons. The record is from RefSeq and is a predicted model, not a curated record. Lineage: Eukaryota; Metazoa; Chordata; Actinopteri; Syngnathiformes; Syngnathidae.
UAUUCAUGCGAGAGACAACUGGAAUACGUCAAAACGUCAAAGCUAGUUGAAAUUGAGAGUUUCUUCUUACAACUUAUCGACAUUUCCUACUUUGUACACACAAAGACUGCGUGCGUUGCUUUUGCAUUUCGUGUUUUUAUUUCUUCGUGGCUCGCUAACUAGCCUUACUUGUCGUUAAGUGUCAACUAAAACCUAUCAAUAUUUAUUUCCGCCUCGUCUUUAGAUGAGCUAACGCAUUAGCUUGGCUAACGCUGUGACGUCAGCGUUUGUUAUUGUGAGGUGGAGGUGGGCGUGGCGUGUGACGCCACUGUUUUAGCGUGCCAAGCUAACUUAGCACAGCUUGUUCAACUCAACUCAGGCUCGUUUUUACGUGUGGAAAUCCCGCCUCCUGACAACAUGACAACUGUUGCAUAGCAUGUCGACACCCGGCGUGAUUAACGGCGACUCGUGAUGUGCUGAGUCACUCAUCUUCAUUGUCGUCACUAAAGCAAAUACAGCAAGGAAAUGUCCGCCUCCGAGCCAGCGUCCGACCCGGACGCUUCGAGCCCGCCCGCCACCGUCAAGGAAGUCCUCGUAGCCACGACGACGGCGGAGUCCGAGGUCGAGGGCUCCUGCCCCCGGGCCGAUUGCGAGAAAGGGGUGGAGCCGACACCGGCGGAAAAUGGACCUGCGCAGAGUAGCGCUGAAGAAGAGAUGCCGGAAGGCGGGGUGAAAGAACCUGAAGUGGAUACCAUGGAGAGUUCUUCGGUGGCGACGGCAGACAAUUCGGAUGAUAUGCGAGAGUCCGGCGACCCCGUGUCCUUCUCCGUUCCCGAUCCGGACCUUUCCGAGGAGACGAUGAUGACAACGGCGGAAAGUCCGAAAGAGGCAGACGGCGUCUCGUCCUCGCCUCAAUCCGCUUCGGGUGCGGAAGAACGCGCGCCGGCCGAAGAGGCGCCCGGUUCGAAGGACGACGCGGUGGCAGGGAGCUCCAUUAUCACCGGAGACGCCGGGAUGGGCGCCAUGGCGCCGGAGUAUUACCUGGUCAAGUGGAUCACCUGGAAGGGCAAGAAGACGCCCAUUAUCACGCAGAGCGACAACGGACCCUGCCCUCUGCUGGCCAUCAUGAACAUCCUCUUCCUGCGCUGGAAGGCAAAGCUUCCCGCUCAGACUGAAGUUGUCACCACAGAGGAACUGAUGACUCACUUGGGCGAGUGUGUGCUGUCGGUGACGCCGAGAGAAAAGACGACCGGGAUGCAGCUCAACUUCCAACAGAACAUGAGCGACGCCAUGGCGGUGUUGCCCAAACUUUCGACGGGCCUCGACGUCAACGUCCGCUUCACGGGCGUCACGGACUUCGAGUACACGCCCGAGUGCAUCGUUUUCGACCUGCUGGACAUUCCGCUCUACCACGGCUGGCUGGUGGACCCCCAGAGUCCGGAGAUGGUGGCCGCCGUGGGGAAACUCAGUUACAACCAGCUGGUGGAGAAGAUCAUCGAAUACAAACACUCGACCGAUAGCGUUCAAGUCAGCGAAGGUCUGGCGGCGGAGCACUUCCUGGAGACGACGGCCACUCAGCUGUCCUAUCACGGUCUCUGCGAGCUCAACGCAGCGGCCAAAGAAGGAGAAACUUGCGUCUUCUUCCGGAACAAUCACUUCAAUACCAUGAUCAAACACAAGGGCCACCUGUACCUGCUGGUGACGGACCAGGGCUUCCUGUGCGAAGACGGUCUGGUGUGGGAGUCCCUGCACAACGUGGAAGGAGACGGAAACUUCUGCGACUCCAACUUUCGCCUGUGUCACCCUCCUCAGAGGCUGGCGGCGGCUUCCGGAGGCCUCUCGCCGCCCGGCGACCAAAAACAGCGCCGCCAGAUCGACCAGGACUACCUGGUGGCGGUCUCCUUGCAGCGGGAGAAUGGCAGAGAGCCCGCCGGGAACCUCAGCGACCUGGAGUUGGCUCGACAGCUGCAACAGGAAGAGUACCAACAACAGCAACAGGGUCCGCAGCAGGCAACCGCGCAGGUCAGAGGUCAAGGCUCGCAGCAGAGCACAGCCAGGAGAAGAGAAAAAGACUCCGACUGCGUCAUCCUUUAACCCGUCCGCCCCGUAAACGCACUAAAAUGCCAAAUGCUUUGUGAAGGAAGGUCACGUGUCAUAAUGAGCUCCGCCCACUCGCUUGUGCGCUAACUGAGGCCUCGCGCCAGCCUUCCUCCGUUGUUUGCUCGGCUUUUAUUUAUACUAAAAUAAAGAUGUUAUACAAGUUGUCAUGUUCCGUUUUUUAACAAAAU